AUCUGGCCAUGUAAAAUGAACGGGCUCUGCUUUCUUAGGUCGGGAAAACACGGCACUGUGGUACAAGCGCCGAAAAAGGGUGAAUUAAUUUGAGAGCGAGAGAGAGAGAGAGGGCGGGUUGGAGAGAGAGAGAAAGAACGAGAGAGGGAGAGGGGAGAGAAGACGCUGACUAUAGGCUACGCCUCUGCAGUUUAAGGAAUAUAUUAAAAGGAAAGUUUUUUACUGGGUGCAGCAGCACCAGUGAGUGAGAGCCCCAGCCCCCAGGCCAGGCCCCAGUCCUCAGUGUGAAGUGAUGGAGCUGCCCCGUGUUGGGAACUGCAGAGGAGCCAGGCGAUGGACACCCCUGCUGGUGAUGUGACGGAGAGACGCAAGAUGUAACUUGUGGAUUCUUCUCAAAGGCCCCACUCAAAUCCCUAGACGACAGAAAAAAAGGAGUAACAUCUGUUUAUGCACAUAUUUCUGUUAAAGCCCCCUGGAAAAAACAGAGAUAGACAGAAGAUAAAACACCUUUAAAAAUGAAACAUUAAAAGGAACAAAUUGCCACUGGAGAAACUAAGCAAAGUCAACCUGGUUGAGGAAUCCAUCAUCUUGGGAUCAACACCUUCGGAGAAAGGGCAGGGUCAUGUCCCAGUUGCCAUGCGCAUCACCACGGUGACCUGCCUUCCCUGCCCCUCUCCCCUCCUCCUCCUAUUGGUCCAGCUGCUACUGCGGCUCCUCCUCUAUGGGCCAGAAUUUGUAGAGGCCGCCUCCCCCUGCCCCACCCAUUGCAGCUGCUCCAAUCAGGCCAGUCGAGUCAUCUGUACAAGACAGAGUCUGGAUGGGGUGCCUGAGAGCAUAUCAGUCAACACACGAUACCUCAACCUGCAGGAGAAUUCAAUAGAGGUUAUCAAGUCAGACACCUUCAAGCACUUGAGGCACCUUGAGAUCCUGCAGCUGUCUAAGAACAAAAUCAGUCAGAUUGAGGUGGGAGCAUUCAAUGGCCUGCCCAACCUCAAUACACUGGAGCUGUUUGACAACCGCCUCACCCUGGUCCCCUCACAGGCCUUCGAGUACCUCAGCAAGCUGCGGGAGCUGUGGUUACGGAACAACCCCAUCGAGACGCUGCCGGGCUACGCCUUCCACCGCGUGCCCUCGCUGCGCCGGCUGGACCUGGGAGAGCUCAAGAAGCUGGACUACAUCUCAGACGCCGCCUUCGUGGGCCUGGUCAACCUGCGCUACCUGAACCUGGGCAUGUGUGGUCUGAAGGACAUCCCCAACCUGACGGCCCUGGUGCGUCUGGAGGAGCUGGAGCUGUCUGGGAACCGUCUGGAGAUCAUCCGGCCUGGCUCCUUCCAGGGCCUGGUGUCGCUCCGUAAGCUGUGGCUCAUGCACUCGCAAGUGAAGGUCAUUGAGCGCAACGCCUUCGACGACCUGAAGAACCUGGAGGAGCUCAACCUUUCCCACAACUCCCUGCAUUCACUGCCCCAUGACCUCUUCACCCCGCUGCACCAGCUGGAGCGGGUGCACCUCAACCACAACCCCUGGGUGUGCAACUGUGACGUGCUGUGGCUCAGCUGGUGGCUGAAGGAGACGGUGCCCAGUAACACUACGUGCUGCGCCCGCUGCCACGCUCCCCCCGGCCUGAAGGGCAGGUAUGGGGAGCUGGACCAGAGCCACUUCACCUGCUAUGCUCCCGUCAUCGUGGAGCCGCCCACCGACCUCAACGUUACCGAGGGCAUGGCUGCAGAGCUGAAGUGUCGCACGGGCACCACCAUGACCUCGGUCAACUGGCUCACGCCCAACGGCACCCUGAUGACCCACGGCUCCUACCGGGUCCGGAUCUCCGUGCUGCACGAUGGUACGCUCAACUUUACCAACGUCACGCUGAGGGACACGGGUCAGUACACCUGCAUGGUGACCAACUCGGCUGGCAACACCACGGCAACCGCCGUGCUUAAUGUCACUGCCGCCGACGUUGGCGUCAGCUACUUCACUACUGUCACCGUGGAGACGGUGGAGCCCAACGAGGGCCCGACAGUCUACGCGGGCGUCAUGAACAGCCACAACGAGUCAUACGUCAUUACCCCGUCUGGCCACCAGUGGAGGGGGGGGCUCCCUACCACCGCCUCCUCCCUGUCAGCCUGGUCCUUGUCCUCAUCCCGGGCCACCCGGCCCACCUUUACUGUGCCCAUCACUGCCGAGACGGGCUAUUCUGGCCUUGAUGACGUGAUGAAGACCACCAAGAUCAUCAUUGGCUGCUUUGUGGCAAUUACCUUCAUGGCAGCCGUGAUGCUGGUGGUCUUCUACAAGCUGAGGAAGCAGCACCAGCUGCACAAGCACCAUGGCCCCGCCCGCGCCAUCGAGAUCAUCAACGUGGAGGACGAGAUUGGCGCAGGUGCUGGUGGACGUGGCAGCGGCAUCUCAGGGGGCGGCACCGUCUCUCGGGAUGGAGGCGGAGGGGGAGGAGUAGGAGGAGGGCAGAGCCUGAGGAUGCAUCACCCAGAGAUGGUCAAUCUGCCCAACCUGGCCAGACAGGAGCACCUCAACCACUACUACAAGGCCCACCACUUCAACAACAACAUGAUGGGCCUGGGCAUGGGCCUCAACAACAACAACAACCCCUCCCUCUCCCCCUGUUCCCAGAACCAGAGCACCCCCAACUCCUGCGCACAGGGGCCCACCUCCACCAGUGGUGGCACCCCCACAGGUGGUUGCUGCCCUCCCCUGCCCCUGCCCCAGCUGGGCAUCCACAGCUCUCUGAAGGGGCUGAUGGGGAAAGGCCAAAACCCUCAGAUCGAGCCUCUGCUCUUCAAGAGUGGCUCCAAGGAGAAUGUGCAAGAGACUCAGAUCUGAGAGAAAGAGAGAGACAGAUGGAAAAAGAGAGUGAUGAAGAGACAGAAAAACAGGGUGAUGGAGGGAGAGAGAGGAGUCUGAUUGUACUAUCCCCAUGGCCAUAUUUCGAUAGAAAGUGUAGGCAGGCAGAAUAUGAA
Molecule: messenger RNA, 2969 nt
Organism: Oncorhynchus tshawytscha (Chinook salmon)
Lineage: Eukaryota; Metazoa; Chordata; Actinopteri; Salmoniformes; Salmonidae
Gene: lrrc4ba
Product: leucine rich repeat containing 4Ba
Cellular component (GO): plasma membrane
Molecular function (GO): protein binding
Source: RefSeq, a predicted model, not a curated record